AUGGGUAAGGUGCAUGGUUCUCUAGCUCGUGCUGGUAAGGUGCGAGGCCAAACUCCCAAAGUUGCAAAGCAGGACAAGAAAAAGAAGCCCCGUGGCCGUGCCCACAAGAGGAUGCAAUACAAUCGCCGUUUCGUCACAGCAGCAUGUCUUUCAGGGCAUGUCAAGCAGCAGGAUUGCUGCGAUAAAGAUCUUGAGAUCUGUAAGCCUCAGAGAUGUCUUGAUCCAUUGUGA
Messenger RNA from Dovyalis caffra, 231 nucleotides. NCBI's taxonomy places the organism in Eukaryota, Viridiplantae, Streptophyta, Magnoliopsida, Malpighiales, Salicaceae. The record is from the annotation of a GenBank genome assembly.